AUGGCUGUCACGGCCCCAGACGGGACGCAGGCUGCUUUGGACCCCAUUGACGCCAAUCCUCCCGUCGCACCCGGCAAAAGGAAACGCGACUCUGCUGAAGCGGAUGGCAUUACCGACAACGAACAGGACACCAAGGCAGCGAUUGGAACUGAAAUCCGUCGCGAUCAGACUGCUUUGAUAGACUCCUGCUUCCGGGUCCUUCAGAGUUUCGAUCUCGAACCUUCUCUGCUCAAAAGACCGUUACCAGACACCACGCCUGAUGACGAGCCCGAAACGAAACGCCAGAAAUCUGCUGAGCCUCCAACGCUACGGAGUAUCGACGACAAGUUCACCGGGCACUUCUACGCCCAUGUCAGCGAUCUGGUCAAUGAUGUGGCUGCUGUUGUAAAGUCCUCCCUCGCUGAAGCCGAAUCGCAGGGCUCGUCUGGCGCGGACCUAGUUGCGCGAAUACGUGACUUUCGGACCAAGGCAGUUGGUCUAUUGCGACGAGAGGAGGCAUACCCGCAAACAUCAUCGGGCUCGGCAAAUGAUCUUGACGAUGACAGUGGUGCGCGUGAAGUAUUAUCAUUGUUCGGCCUUGCACCGCAGGAGAAGCGACUAUUCUCGAGCCUUGCCGACUCUCGAGCUGCCCACCUAUCAGACGCCAACCUACCUGCGGGCAUUUCCUUGACACGGGUCUACCCAAGCACAUCUCAAGAAAGGGUGCUUACUUUGGGGGAGCUUUUCCCAGCGCCACGCGCCUUGCCCGCCUUGCAGCCGCCCAAGCAGCCCAAGACGCAGGCCAAGGGCAACCAACUCGACUUCUAUCACCCCGAGCUGACGGACAAGUCGCAGUAUUGGAGCAACUCAUAUUUCGGAUCGAAGCUGUCUGCUGGCCACUAUCUGGACUACAGUCAUGCAACUCCGUCCGCGAGUGCCAAAGCGCGGCAACAUGAGCGAGUCAAGAGUCUUGCGGGAAAAAAGCCAUCAGCAACUGAGGUCCAGAUGUCUGAGAUGGAAACUUUAUUCCGGGGCGCAUUCUCGAGUUUUGCCCCCUGCAAGGACGACUCAACGGCUGUCGUACCAGCAAGCGUGGCGGGCCGCGUCUGGUGGCAACGAGCAGGCCAACAGAAUUUCCAAAACAUGAUUGAAAUUGACUACUACGGCCUUGAUGACGGUAACCAGAACGCAGAUGAAGUUGAUCUGGAUGAAUCUGCAGUUCGUGAGGCCAUCGACAACUGGGACGAGGCUGUUGUGGACCCGACUCUGGAGGACGCCAUGGGCGCCAAGCGCGACGAUGCCGAGAAGGAAGUGGAAGAAAUUCUAGAUGAGGUCAGCGACCUCAUCGAGACACUAGCGUCUUACCAACGCAUUCGAAACCUGAACCUGCCUAACUCGCAAAAUCGCCAGAGCAGCGAUCCGGUGGCAGGCGAUAUGCUGGCCACGGCGGGGCCACAGGUUGCUGAGGAGGAGCGGGCCACCUACCAGGUACUCAAGGCGCAGCUGUCUCUGAUCAUCAAGACAUUGCCGCCAUAUGCUGUGGCCAAGCUCAAUGGCGACCAGUUGAACGACCUCUUGAUCAGCACGAAGCUCGAGGUUUCAACUGACCAAUACAAAGGCGUCAUGGAAGAGGAUGAUGCUGCAGCGCAGGCUAGGUUACGAGCGCAGCAAACGGCCCCAGCAUCUCAGAGACAACCACAACGCACACCAAGUAUAUCCUACGCCAACCACUACCAGCCAAGCAACCAGUAUGGCACGCCACAGCGACCACCCUCGCAAUCACAACAGUAUUACCGAGGUGGACCAACUCCAGGCUUCCAUGGCAACUACCAACAACAGCGACAGCAAUACCCCACGGCGUCGACGCCUCAACAGCGUCCACCUUCGAACCAGUACUCCCGACCUAACGGGUUCCCCAGUCAAUAUGCAUCGCAGCUCUCGAAGGCGCAGACGCCCUUUGGCCAUCAGAAUAUGCCUCAGUACGCGAAUCAGCAGCAACGGCAGCAGUAUGGGCAGAUGGCGCAACAAGGGACACCGGGGACGAGUAGAUUCAGCCAAUAUCAAACGCCAAGCUACCCGCAGCAGCAACAGCAACAACAACAACACCAGGCGGGUACCCCUGGCCAGGGCACAUUCAGCCAAUACACGAAUGGGAGUGGAGUGCAGCACCAGCAGGGACUCAGCCCUUCGCCUAGGAUGCAGCAUCAUCAGCCACCUCAGCGCUAUGGAACCCCGAACCAAGGGCCGAGAUACCAAGGAGGUUCUGCUUCGCAGCCUCCAGCGCAGCAACAACCAACGCAGCAGUCGUUGGGCUACCACACCGUCAUGCCAGAGUCGCAGCAGCAGGCUGUCUUGGAGCAGGCUAGAGCCCGGGUGACUGCCCAUGAGCGAGCAGCGAAUCACAUGGACAAGAGUGUGGCUGUUCCGCCGAGAGCCAACUCGGGGACACCGACCCCGUUGGGCGCCAACGGAACUCCGAUACCUCGCAAAGUGACGCCCGUACCUCUACCGCAAAUGGUCGCCCAUCAACAGCAGCAAAAGCCCUCUUGA
Molecule: messenger RNA, 2529 nt
Organism: Emericellopsis cladophorae
Lineage: Eukaryota; Fungi; Ascomycota; Sordariomycetes; Hypocreales; Bionectriaceae
Exons: 2
Coding region: 1-2529 (842 amino acids)
Source: RefSeq, a predicted model, not a curated record